Molecule: messenger RNA, 2760 nt
Organism: Plasmodium vinckei vinckei
Lineage: Eukaryota; Apicomplexa; Aconoidasida; Haemosporida; Plasmodiidae
Product: GDP dissociation inhibitor, putative
Exons: 1
Coding region: 1-2760 (919 amino acids)
Biological process (GO): vesicle-mediated transport; small GTPase-mediated signal transduction; protein geranylgeranylation
Cellular component (GO): cytoplasm; nucleus; Rab-protein geranylgeranyltransferase complex
Molecular function (GO): GDP-dissociation inhibitor activity
Source: RefSeq, a predicted model, not a curated record
AUGGAUGAUAAAAAUAAUAAAGUUUUCAAUUGUGAUGUUUUAAUAUGUGGUACCAGUUUAUUGAAUAGCUUAUUGUCAGUUUAUUUCUCCCUAAAAGGUUAUAAAGUAAUAAACAUUGAUAAAAAUAAUUACUAUGGUGAUGUCAAUUGUUCUUUGAGUUUCAAUCAAUUUCAAGAUGAAAAAAAUAACCUUCAUAACUUUUACGAGGAAUAUUUUCCUUUUUAUAAAAUAAAUAAUAGCCACGAAGGAAGUGAAAAAGAAAAGGGGAAAACACAAAAAGAGAAAUUGGACGAAAUUAUUAAAAGUUAUUUUCAAAUAAAUAACAAUAAAUUUAACAUUGAUAUUAAUCCAAAAAUAUUAUAUAAUGAAAGUGAUAUUGUUAAUUUACUUUUAAAUUUAAAUGCGCAUACCUAUAUUGGUUUUGUAGGAAUGCAACAUUUUUAUUUAUCACACACAAAUGAUGAACACAAGGAAAAUGUUCUUAAUACAAAUGAUAAUAAAAACCAACAUUCUGGUGACCAGACAAACAAUGAAAACCAAUCGGAUUUAAUAAUAUUAAAAAUCCCACUAAAUAAAUCACAAGUUUUUUUAGAUCCAAAUCUAACUCUUAUUGAAAAACGAAUGAUAAUGAAUUUUAUAUACAAACACAUUAUACAUGAUAAAAAUUACACAUUUUCACGAUUUUCAAAUUACAAUUUUAUAAAAACAGAAAACACUCUACACGACAGCCAAUCAUCAAUAAAUAAUAGUUAUGGAAACAAUAAUCCCGAUGAUACAAAUAAAAAUUGUGUAAACAAUGAAACAUUAAAACGGGAAAUAAAUGAAAAAGAAGCUGGAAAUAGUAAUAUGGAUGAUAAAACAAAAGAACACGAUGAAAAUAUAAAUAUAUUAGAUUACUUAAAGGCAUACAAAAUAACAGAUAAAUUAACUGAUUAUAUUAUUUAUGGAAUAGGAUUAUUUGAAUUUGAAAUAGAAAAAACUAAUGAAAAAAAUAUAUCCGAAUAUUACUUAAAUGGAUUUACAAAAGAAAAAAAAUUUAUUAUGAAUAAAAGAGAAUUUAUGCAACGAUUGCAUAUAUUAAUAAACUCGUUAAACAAAUUUAAAUUACAAAACUUGUUCGAAAAUGCUUUCAUUUAUCCAUCAUAUGGAUUGAAUGAUAUUAUAUUUUCGAUGUCAAGAGUGUCAUGCCUAAAUAAUGCCAUAUAUAUGAUUAACAGAAACAUCAAAAAUAUUAAUUACUCAAAGUUUUACACACAAAACAAUCCUAUCGAAAUAAAUAAUAAAUAUAAUGAUAACUCUUUACCAACUUUAUUACAAAUAAAUGAAGUCAUUCUUGAUAAUGGAUAUGUUAUCAAACCGAAGUUUGUUAUAUCAUCUGGAUCUAAUAUAAAUUUCCAUGAAAUAAAAAAAUUCCUUUUUUCGUCACACAAAAAAAAAAUUAAUAGCAAUAGUAAUAAAUAUGACAAUAUUAACAACUGUAGUAAUAAUAAAAUUCGUACCCAAAUGGUAACAAGUCGACUAAUUGUUUUAAGUACCUACUCAUUUCUUGGAAAAGAUGGUGUAUCAUUUUUCAUACAUAAAGAUAAAAAUAAUAAAUAUAAGAAACAAACAAAUUCUCAUAACAUCCAUACCAAUGUGCAUAUAUUGCAAUUAGACUAUAGUAGUGGUUCAUGUCCUCCAGGAUUUUUUUUAACAUAUUUUACUUAUCUAGAAAUUAUAGAGGAACAUAAAAUAACAAAUAACAAGUCCAUCGACUUGUUUAAUAAUAAUAAGAAUCAAACAAACGAUAAAAAAAAUGAUGCACACACAGAUAAUCACAAACCAUUAAAUUAUUUGCUUUUAUUUGAUGUAUUAAAAUUAUUCAUAAAAAAAUCAAAAGGAACUUCCAAUUCAUAUGUAGAUCAAUAUUUAUCAGCUAAAAAUGCAUAUAACGAUGGUGAUUAUGGAAUUGUGAAAAAAAUCAGUGACUAUUUUAGCAACGACUUUGUAAAUAAUAAUCAUUGUGCACAUGAGUUUACAAAACUUGAAAGUGCAAAAAACGAAGAAAAAAAAGAAACAAUGAAUUGUACUUCGCCAUAUCAACAAGAUGGUGUAAAUAAUAUUUAUGACUCUUAUUCACAAAAUAGCAAAACUGUAGAAAACACAGAGAACCAACAAAAUGAAAACAAACAAAAUGAAAACGAACAAAAUAAAAGCAAUGAAUUUUUCUUAAAUUCUUUUAAUGACUUAUUGAAAACGGAAGGCAUUAUUUAUUGUGCAUAUUAUGAAUACAAACCUAUAAUAUACAGGAAAGAUACUAUUAAAUUAAUUAAUAAUAAUAUAGAGCUAUAUAAAAAGAUAUUUGAAAAUGUAGAAAAAAGCAUUACAAAUGCUCAUAACAACAUCGAAUUUCUCGAAAAAAGACAAUCCACACUAAAUUAUUCAAGUGAGGAUGAAAAAAAAAAUGUACAUGCAGAUAAUGAAAACAACGAUUUAAAUAUUAAUAAUAAGGAAAACAUGAAACAAAAUAUAUCGUGUAAUGACUUAAAUAAAAAAAAUGAUUAUCAACUUGAUGAAAAUACAAAAAUUUGCAACUUACUGUUUACUAAUGAUAUACAUAAUUACCCUAUAUAUCCUCUCAUUGAAGAUGUUUCUACUUUUUUUUAUAUUAUUAAUAAAUUUAAUGAUAAUUUUAAUCAACCUGAUUAUUAUCAAACAACAUAUGAUACAUUUGCUAAUAUGAUAGAAACAUAUUUUAAUAAUAAGAUAAAUAAAGUUUAA